CAGGGCAUUAUACUUAUAUACGAUAUAACCCAGGAGAAGACGUUUGAAAACAUUUCAAAGUGGCUACGGAACAUAGAAGAGGUACAGUUAAGGCUCUCAUAACCUUGGCAAUGCAUAAGAGUUUUCAUUCUCGUUUCAUUUUUUUGUUUUAUUCCAUUGUAUAAGUAGUACAAGAAAUACCACAAAUUUCAUUUUCCUAUUCCCAACAUACGAGAGAAAUAAUAUAACUAAACUCUAAGACACUUCCGCGGAGCAAUUUGCAAACAAUGAUCUCAGUCGAAUCUACAGGAAAAAUUAAUCGUUUUUUUCGCGAAAAUGGGGGAAAGUUAUCAAUAAUGCUUGUUUUUCUAAGCAUUUUAUCUUUUCGUACCACCUGAAUUUUGUCAAUCGACUAUAAACAAUCCCAUGAUCAUCUUUAGUAAUUGUAAACUCGUUUAAAAAUGUGAGUCGGAAGACUCAUGUACUAUGUGCAUACGGCUACAUAAAUGAGUUAAGUUAAAUCAAUAAUAAAGGCUACAAUAGACGAUUUUAUAACAAAGGACUUAACAAUAUUGCACAAACAUCUCAAGCUUGAUAUAGCUCACCGUCAAUGUUUGGUAGCUUGCCAUCACUGAUGAAAUCUAGGUCUUCUUCCAGUUUCAAAAUACUUCUUUUACAACAGAUCUCAAUUCUUUCUUCUUUUGACGGUCUUGUCAUAUAAAUUAGAUCGUCUCAACCGAAACACGCACACUGCCACAUAGGUCUCCAGUGUUCUUCUUGAUAACUCUCAGCUCCAGAAGUACAAAAUAUAAGACUUGACCAAAACUGGUCUCUGUGAGAGCCAUCGUCUUUCAGAGUUGCUCCGGUCCUGUGGGCGCUCUUGACGUUUGGUUGCAUUUGAAGAUCUUUCUAAAAUAGAGUGUAACCCGGAGCUUUGCUUGCAGUACAAUUUUCGCUUGUAGACGCUGGGACAUUAUAGAAUCUCAGCUUGCAAUCACUAUGAAUAUCUCUCUGGUGAUAACAACCUCACUAGUCAGGGGCACCCAACGAGGAUAUAGUUCAAAACCACUUAACAUAGCAUUCUUGAACGUAUUUUAGUAUUUAAACGGUAGAUAUAGGCAUAUUUUUAUCCCCUAAAAACAUUUCAUCUGUUCGGAUUUCCUAGCUGAAAGUCUAGUGAUCGAAAAUUAUAGGGAUCAAAACUUACCUUUUCGAAAAUUUCAGCCAGGAAAAGGCUCCCGAAAAUUCUAGGUGGCCUUUUUUAGGGUAAAUAUUCGUUUAAGAUGGGUAAUUAUACCAUUUUGUAGAUGUUCGAAAAUCCUAGGAGAGGCAGGCAAGCAAGAAAUGUUACAACAAAUGUUCCGAAAAUUCUAGUUCUCAAAUCGUCUUCCGAACAGAUAUUUUCCCGAAAAUUGCCGUUGGGUGCCCCUGACUAGUUUUCUUAUCUUUACUUUCAAACUGUAUAUUUCAAAAUCAUGUGAGAAAUGUCUUUAUCCACCUUCGAGUAUGGUCAAUUAUCAGAUCCUGAUAGAUGAGAGGUAGAUCCUAGAAAGCUUUAUUUUGUAAAAAUUUCAACAUGCCGCUUCGAAAAGCAUGAAGUGACACAGAGGAAGGACGGACAGAAUCGCCAGCUCAGCGAUAAAACCCAGUUCGAAAACAGCUGCAAAUUUUAUUCCCUCGCCGAACUCAAAUACCUCCGUACGUACGACAUCACAAGGUCACCCCUUAGUACCACAGGAUACCCAAGUACCACAUAGGGAGUUGCGUUGUCCUAACGUCGAACGUAAUAAAACCUAAGUGUUGCAAAGUUUAUUUAUUCUUUCAAGCACACAAUUGUUUUUAUGGGACAGAGAAAGUCUUCAGGAUCACCCUUUAACCCUUUAAGCCCCGAUAUCCACUUACAAAUUCUCCAAACUGAUCUCUAUACAUUUCCUUAAAGAAUUAGUUGGGAGAGUUUGAUAACAGAUCAAAGCAUUUUCUCUUUAGUGACAGUUUUAUUAACUCUCAUAACCUUUUCUCUUGGCAACUUAUGGAUAUUGUUAGGAGAAAAUUAAUGUUGGUCACUAUUGGGACUCAAAGGGUUAAUUCUUUUUCCCCACUCUAUUUUAGCAUGCAAAUGAAGAUGUAGAAAAGAUGAUCCUUGGUAGCAAAUGUCAUAUGGAAGAUAGAAGAAUUGUCAGCAAGGAAAACGGGGAGCAGGUGAGUUCACUGAAGUGUAAGACACUUCACAGUAAGUCCACCAAAUCAGAUGCAACAAAUCUGUGGUCCCCUAAAUGCUAAUCUUGGGCUUUCUGGAGGAAAAAAGGGUAGAGUGAAACCUGGUUACAGGUAAAUACCAUCAUCAUCAUCAUAAUCAUUGUUUGCCCUUGUUGAGAACAGGACCAGCAAUCAAGUUGUUUCAACACAUUUACUUCUUGGCUGCAUUUUUUGAAUCUCAGGCACAUUCCCCUUGUUUCUUUUUCCAGUCCUGGUCCCAGUUGUUCAAAAGGUGGGUAACGCUAUCCACCGGCUAAAUCUCUAACCAGUGGAUAACGCAAUUGGUUUCCCUUUAAUACUUAUCCACUGGAUAGCGCUAUAUCCAAAUUUUAAAGCAACUGGGGCCUGGAAAUUGCCAUGUCUUUGUUAACCCUUAUUGUACUUACCUGUGGGUGCCCAUGUCAGUUGUGAUGUUGGGAUAAUAAGCUGAUGCCAUUCGUAGAAACCUAAAUAACUUACCACAAUAUAUAGUAAUGAAAAUGUGGAGAAAAGUUUUAAUAGCUGUUUUUUUCUUUGCUUCCUUUUCUGCUUUAGUUGACCAAAGAGCACGGUGCCCAGUUCUUUGAAGUAAGUGCCGAAGAGAAUAUCAACAUCAAGGAAGUCUUAUACAACCUAGCUGAAAAAAUGCUCGAGAAGAAACUGUCCACGGACAAUGAGAAAACUUCUCAAAACAUUCACGUCAGUGAUACCGAAGAGAAAAAAGGGAGGUGCUAUUAA
Molecule: messenger RNA, 2952 nt
Organism: Porites evermanni
Lineage: Eukaryota; Metazoa; Cnidaria; Anthozoa; Scleractinia; Poritidae
Source: the annotation of a GenBank genome assembly